AUGAGUCUACUCAGUUGGAACUGCCGGGGUUUGGGUGGCACCCAAACAGUUCGAGAACUCUUGGGCAUUGUGUCCAAGCAGCGACCCUUAUUCGUCUUCUUGAUGGAGACGAAAACGUGUGUUAAUCUGGUGGAGCAAGUGCGUGUGAAACUGGGGUUUGAAGGGGUGUUCUAUGUGGAUCGUGUUGGUUUGGGAGGGGGACUUGCGUUAUUCUGGCGAGACUCGGAUGUCGCGACAUUAUUAAGUUACUCCAUCAAUCACAUUGACGCGGAGGUAACCAUUCCAGGGAAACCGACAUGGAGGCUCACUUGUUUUUAUGGUGAACCGGACAGGACACGGCGACAAGUUACGUGGGAUCUUCUGCGCCAACUAAAGGAUAAAUCUACCUUACCUUGGCUGGUAGUGGGUAAAAAUUACGACAUAGCCUGCCUAUCGGAAAAAAGAGGAACUCACCCGCAUCCGGCGUCGCUUAUUGAAGGAUUCAACGAUGCGCUGGGGGAUUGUCAGCUCAAUGACUUGGGGAUGACGGGGGGAAAUUUCACGUGGGAGAAAGGCCGGGGGACUGACUCGUGGGUGGAGGAACGCCUGGAUAGGGCUGUGGCAACAACGGAAUGGAUGGAAUUACAUGCCGAGGCUUUGGUCAGUAGCAUUUAUACUCGCUCGUCUGACCAUUGUGCGAUCUCGGUUGAUCUCGAGACGCGACCUGUACGUGCGGCCAUGCGAGCUUUUAAGUUUGAAUCGGCUUGGCUCUUGGAGGAUGGGUGUGCAAGAGUGGUCGACGAAGCCUAG
Molecule: messenger RNA, 789 nt
Organism: Ipomoea nil (Japanese morning glory)
Lineage: Eukaryota; Viridiplantae; Streptophyta; Magnoliopsida; Solanales; Convolvulaceae
Exons: 1
Coding region: 1-789 (262 amino acids)
Molecular function (GO): catalytic activity
Source: RefSeq, a predicted model, not a curated record